Molecule: messenger RNA, 1146 nt
Organism: Parnassius apollo (apollo)
Lineage: Eukaryota; Metazoa; Arthropoda; Insecta; Lepidoptera; Papilionidae
Source: the annotation of a GenBank genome assembly
AUGUUUUUGGCAUUAAUUUGGUUGGAUUAUUUGUUGAUUGGAACGGGGGCGACAACACAUGAACCGGGAUUCAGCGCUCCUAUAGCAAAUGUGACGGCACCACUUGGUCGUGAAGCUAUUAUGGCUUGCACUGUUCACAAUUUGUCAACGUAUAAGGUCGCGUGGCUCAGAGUGGAUACCCAAACAAUACUUACCAUACACACGCACGUAAUUUCAAGAAGUCGAAGGGUUGGCGUAACGCAUAGCGAUCAUCGCACCUGGUUCCUACAUAUUAGAGAGUUACGAGAGACUGACAGAGGGUGGUAUAUGUGUCAGAUCAAUACCGACCCAAUGAAAAGUCAGCUCGGCUACUUAGAUGUUGUCGUGCCACCAGACAUUUUAGAUCGCGGAACAAGUACCGACCAGACUGUCCGUGAAGGUGCAUCUGUAAGUCUUACUUGUGCAGCGACUGGUUCUCCACAGCCUCAGAUCACUUGGCGGAGGGAGCAUUCAAAAACUAUUACUGUCGCUGACGGCGUUCAAGUGACGUCGUUAGAAGGCCAUGUUUUAAACAUAAGUAAGGUAAACAGGCAGCACGCUGGUGCAUAUUUGUGUAUAGCUUCCAACGGAGUCCCGCCUACGGUGAGCAAGAGAAUAAUGCUCACAGUAGAAUAUCCACCCGUGAUCACAAUUAGAAAUCAAUUAGUCGGCGCUGUAUUGGGUUCCGACUUAGUGCUGGAAUGUGAAACUGAAGCUUAUCCCAAACCCGUUAGCUAUUGGAGUAGAGAGAACGGCGAAAUAGUACCUAUAGGAAAGGGAUUGGAACCGCAAAAGAUCGCUGGAACGUACCGCACCAUUCUAAAGCUUCCUAUACGCAGAAUAACAAGUUCCGAUUACGGAGCGUACAAAUGUGUCUCCAAAAAUUCUUUAGGAGACAGUGAAGGAACAGUCAAAUUAUAUCCGAUGCCUCCUCCAGCAGUGGAUAAUAACGUAGUUCAAAGAUUAAAUAUAAUCGCCGAGAAGUCGUCGGAUAGCACUCCGUUUGGUACACAAGAUUUCAGAUUACAAGAUUAUAACAGAGCAGCUUGGAAGGACUCUUACUAUUUUAGGGUAUUAUCCUUAUUCAUAUUCAUAUUCCAUGUUGUUACAUCUUGGAGGUUUCUUUAA